AUGUCUGUUAUAUUAUGCCAGUCAUUCUGGGAUAAUCAGUGGCUAAUUCAUUCAAUUAAAAGUGGUAGAAAAAGAAAAAGAAGACGCAAAAAUGCUGAUGACGAGGAUGGAUUUAUCAAUGAUGGCGAUGCAUAUGAUGACUUCCCUUCUACGUCUGACUCUAAGAAGUCCAGCUCGAGUUCAGGAGCAAAGGUCCCAGUCAAUAUUAACUUAACAAACUACAAAAGUGAUAAAUACAACAAUUUCAAGUAUGACAAGGAGAAAGAAAAAGAGAAGGAAAAGGAGAGGGAGAAGGAGAAGGAAAGAGAGAAACACAAAAAGCACAAAGAAAAGAGCAAGGCCAAAGCAGCACCUCCACCAAUGAGCUUUGAGGAGUUGCUGAAAAUGGCCCAGAAAAAACAGACUCUGCCAGGUGGCAAAACGGAAGAAGAAGCCAAGAAAAAAGUGAAGGAGCAAGAGAAAAAGAAGGACAUAGAUCGGCCGCUCACUGCCAAGGAGAAAGAGGAAUUAGAAGAAGAGAGAAGAAGAAAGUUGAGAAGAAUGGGCAAGCUGCCUCCAGAAAAGAAGGAACCAGAGAAGUCCAAAGAGAAGGGACAGAAGAAUGAGCCAAGUAGUCAGGAAGAGAAAGCAAAGAAGGAAGGUGAAAAGAUGGCUGGGAAGAAUAAGCCUGCAAGUAAACUGCAACAGGCGCUGGAGAAACCGAAGCCUGAACCCAAAGUGGUUGACAGAAGUAAAUACUUUGCAGUUCCAGCAGCGGCCAAGCCACGAGAACUUCCUCAAAGCAGGGACUCAAAGCCUUCCCAGAACUCUAAACAGAUGCCUUCCAAGUCUCAAGACAGCCGUGCAGUCUCGGCCAAUGAUGGCAGACCGCAGAAGAGCAGAGAGUUUCCUCCGAGAGACCUCAAGCCCCAAAAGUCCCGAGAUUUCCCACCAAAAGACAAAGGACGUCCAUUCCCUCCCCCAGACUUGCAUCGACGACAGCCCCCUGGUCCAUCGCUCAAGAGAGGCCGGAUUGAGAGUGAUUCAGAAGAGGAAUAUGACUCAGAAAUGGAUGAUUUCAUUGAUGAUGGGGAAGAAGAAUUGGAUUACUCAAAUGAAAUCAAGAAGAUGUUUGGAUAUGAUAAGAGCAGAUAUGCGUGGGUAUCAUUUGGUUCACUUGUGCAUUUUUCCAUGAUGUUUUGCUUUUAAGAAACUGACUUUUUU
Molecule: messenger RNA, 1203 nt
Organism: Penaeus indicus
Lineage: Eukaryota; Metazoa; Arthropoda; Malacostraca; Decapoda; Penaeidae
Product: protein SPT2 homolog
Exons: 1
Coding region: 1-1188 (395 amino acids)
Source: RefSeq, a predicted model, not a curated record